Molecule: messenger RNA, 997 nt
Organism: Cydia pomonella (codling moth)
Lineage: Eukaryota; Metazoa; Arthropoda; Insecta; Lepidoptera; Tortricidae
Product: integrator complex subunit 1-like
Exons: 5
Coding region: 99-791 (230 amino acids)
Biological process (GO): U2 snRNA 3'-end processing
Cellular component (GO): integrator complex
Source: RefSeq, a predicted model, not a curated record
CCGAGUGCGUGCCGCGCCACCUCGCCGCCUACAUUGCCUUCCUGGCCGAGCACGCUGACACCCUCCCUCUCCUUGUAUUGGACUUGAGCCAAGUGGUGAUGGAACGACAAGUAGUAAUAGGUGGUGUACUUCCACCGGCGGAACCCCGAGCUGGGCCUGAUCGUCUGCAGCACCGCACUCUGCACGCCAUCACCUCCAUUUUCUACACACACUUGCGCAAGGCUCGCACAUCGGGAGCCCUGACCCCGGAGGCGGGCGAGGAGUGGGGCGCGGGCGGCGCGGCGGCCGGCGACCUGGUGACGCUGCAGUGGAGCUCCGCCGCCGCCGCCAUGCCCUCUGUUGUCGCGCACGCGCACUACAAGCUGCUGUGCUACGGCCCUUCCGCGUACGACACGAACCAAGAAAUGUAUUCCUGGCUAGAAUCAGUAUGGGUGGGAGAACCCCCGACGGCCUUCGCCGCGGACGGAACCACCACCAGCCUGCUGCCGGACUGGCUGCGGCUGCACCUGGUGCGCUCGGCCAGGCCGGCGCUGUUGGAGCUGGGCUUGAGAGCCCUGCCCGCGCAUAAGCUGGCGCUCUUCAUACAGACGUUUGGCAUGCCGCGGUCCGCCUGCAGUGCCCUGCUAGCAGCCCUGGACGCGUGCCCGGCGGCAGCAGUGCUGCGGCUGGGCGUGGAGCGCGGCUACAUGGCGCAGCUGCUGCUGGUGCAGCGCGCGCGCGGCUGCACCGGCGGCGAGGCCUUCGCGGCCGCGCUGCGCCUGCAGCCGCCCCCCUACCCGCCGGGUAUGUAGCUAGGUGUCCCCCAGCGCCCGCUAGCAGCCCUGGACGCGUGCCCGGCGGCAGCAGUGCUGCGGCUGGGCGUGGAGCGCGGCUACAUGGCGCAGCUGCUGCUGGUGCAGCGCGCGCGCGGCUGCACCGGCGGCGAGGCCUUCGCGGCCGCGCUGCGCCUGCAGCCGCCCCCCUACCCGCCGGGUAUGUAGCUAGGUGUCCCCCAGCG